AUGUCUGGCAGAGGAAAAGGCGGUAAGGGACUGGGGAAAGGAGGCGCUAAGCGUCACCGUAAGGUUCUCCGUGACAACAUCCAGGGUAUUACUAAGCCUGCAAUCCGUCGUCUGGCUCGCCGUGGCGGUGUGAAGCGUAUUUCUGGUCUGAUCUACGAAGAAACUCGUGGUGUUCUCAAGGUGUUCUUGGAGAACGUUAUCCGCGACGCUGUUACUUACACCGAGCACGCUAAGAGGAAGACCGUCACCGCCAUGGAUGUGGUCUAUGCUCUCAAGAGACAAGGACGUACUCUGUACGGCUUCGGCGGAAAACGCUUUCUCGCCAGAAUGGAUUCUUCUGUGCAUUUUUAUGGAUUCGUUGUUAGUGAAAGUUUGACCACAAAUUGA
This is a messenger RNA of Nerophis lumbriciformis (worm pipefish), 387 nucleotides long. The record is from RefSeq and is a predicted model, not a curated record. NCBI's taxonomy places the organism in Eukaryota, Metazoa, Chordata, Actinopteri, Syngnathiformes, Syngnathidae.